AUGGAGAAGAAAGCUGAAGGAACUGUGGCGAUUAUAUUGCUGGCUUUAAUACAAGGUUUUCCGGCCAGUGGUGCUGUGGAGGUGCUGCCCUCCAUCAACCCUGCAGUGGUCGGGAACUCCGUGACGCUGUCUCUGUCUCCGUCCACGGCUCUGAACAGUGGCAGCUGGGCAGUGGGGGGUUCCCUCAUCCUCACCUGGACCGGGGCCCAGCAGGCCGUCUUUCCCAAUCACACGGGCAGGGCGACAGUGGAUGUCCAGACCGGAGCCCUCACCCUGACCUCCGUCACCGUGGCCGACUCGGGGGACUACACUGUCCAGAGCACUAGCCCCAUGCUUCAGGCCAGCGCCUCCCUCUCUGUUUAUGAGCUCAUCUCAAAUGUGAUGCUGACGGCCAAUCAAAAGGACCUGGUGGAGUUCAACAGUGCGGCAGUCUUGACCUGCUCCGUCUCCUCUGGAUCCUCUCUCUCUUUCCUCUGGAUGAACGGCAGCUCUGAGGUGACAGGAAGUGACAGAGUUCAGAUCACAGAUGGAAACUCCACUUUAACAAUAAAUAAUGUGACCCGCUACGACAAGGGACCCUUCAGCUGCCGUGUGAUCAAUCCUGUCAGUAAUGGCAUCAGUGGUCCGGUAAACUUCACCAUCAGCUAUGGUCCGGAUAACAUGGCGCUCACAGUGAAUGGACGAAACACGACUUCCUUUUCCGCCGGAUCCAAUCUGACCCUGCUCUGUUCGGCACAGUCCAAUCCUGAGGCUCAGCUGCAGUGGGCGUUCGGAGGAGAGCUUCUGAACACUACGGGUCCACUGUUGGAGCUGCUCAUUGUUGGCGAAAAGCAAAGCGGAUCGUACUCCUGCCUGGCCUUGAACAAUCACACCAACGUGAACAGCAACAUCACCACCAACAUCAUGAUAGCAAAGUCUCCGUUGUCAGGAUCUGACCGACGAGCUGUCGAUGUGGGGCUCCUGCCGCUGCUGCUGUUUGUUGGAUUCCUGUCUUCAUGGCAAGGCAAGUUGUAG
This is a messenger RNA of Eleginops maclovinus (Patagonian blennie), 1014 nucleotides long. RefSeq names its product carcinoembryonic antigen-related cell adhesion molecule 6-like. The transcript has 5 exons. The record is from RefSeq and is a predicted model, not a curated record. Lineage: Eukaryota; Metazoa; Chordata; Actinopteri; Perciformes; Eleginopidae. The coding region runs from base 1 to 1014 and encodes 337 amino acids.